AUGUUGCCCAUUCCCGAUACACCUUUCAUAGCCUACGUACAAUGUUAUUAUGGUGCCCUACCAACCAAUGCAUAUGGAACAUGCAAUACCUAUGAUAAUACGCGAAUACUUCCAACUUUAACACAAUCACCGGUUAGGACAGUUUCGCCAACCGAUAACCGUAUUUAUACACGAACUAGGAAAAUCGCAGAACGUAUAGGCGUGGAAGAGAUCAAAGUGAGGAUUUGGUUCAAAAAUAGACGGGCGAAAGAUAAAAAGCGUCCUGUGAUCUCCACUUCUAUUUCUGCUGAAAAUGGACUCUCUACGAUAGGAAAAAUAUUGGAAAAUAUAAAUAAUCCCAAUGGUGCUGCAACGUCAAGUGGUGGUGCUUCUUCGUUGAAAACGGCGAAAAGAGACGAUGUAGACGAAAUUCCUGCGAUUUAUGUUCGCCAAAAAGCAUCAGAACCACCACCGCCACCAAAGAAACAUAAAGUGGAGGUAUUGGAGCAUCUUGUAUUUUAUCCGGCUACAAAUAAUUGCGUUCGAAUUCGUCGUGAUAUAUGUACUCCGGUAGUGACCACUAUUUAACUUCGAAGAAGUGAUACUCUAAUUCAAUCUAUUUUAUAUAAGCACAUUUUGUAUUGAAUAUUAAAGA
This is a messenger RNA of Bactrocera oleae (olive fruit fly), 634 nucleotides long. NCBI's taxonomy places the organism in Eukaryota, Metazoa, Arthropoda, Insecta, Diptera, Tephritidae. The record is from RefSeq and is a predicted model, not a curated record.